AGGUUGGAACAUAAAAACCGAGUUAAUGUUUCCAGCCGGGCAUUUCUCAAGGCAACGCACAACAAUGUCAACAACAGCUUUCGAAGAUACUUGCGCAAUUUUAUAUAGGCUUCUAAGUUAAUUGUGAAGUGUUCCCGUUGUUGUUACCUUUAUUUCUUUAUUGAACACAUUAACAGUGAUAGGAGCUGUAGCUAAAUCAAGCUAGCGGACACUUUUAGAAUGCUAACAUGAUGCUAAGCCCGUCGGCCGAGUCACCAAACGACAGAAACUCCCUAUACAGUCAGUCACAAAACAACAGACAUAAAAGCGGGGAUAAAACUAGUCCUAUAAGCGUCAUCCUGGUUAGUUCUGGGAGUAGAGGGAACAAACUUCUAUUUCGGUAUCCUUUUCAAAGAACAGCUGAUUGUCCGUCUUCUCUCUCAGCAAAACCGCGUAAUCCAUAUGCACUGAACACAGCUGGGGAUGUUCAGGAAGAUCCAGAUGGUGAUUCAAGGGAGCAAUGUCCGCUAACUGACGAACAGUUGGUAGCAGGGUUUUCUGAUAGCAUCCUGGCCACCAUCCUGGCCACCAAGAACGAUAUGUGUGGAAAGAAGUUUGAACUCAAGAUAGAUAAUGUUCGAUUUGUGGGUCACCCGACUCAUCUGCAGCAUUCUUCGCUCAUCCAGGUUUCCAAAACAGAUCCUUCGCCUAAGAGAGAAACGCCUACAAUGAUCUUGUUUAAUGUGGUUUUUGCACUAAGGGCAAACGCUGAUCCGUCAGUGAUCAGCUGCAUGCACAACCUGUCUCGGCGCAUCGCCAUAGCCCUUCAGCAUGAGGAGCGCCGCUGCCAGUACCUGACCAGAGAAGCCAAGCUGAUGCUUUCCAUGCAAGACGAGAUCACCACUACGACUGAGAAUGGAACCCCGCAGUCUCCAUUUAGACAAAUUCUUCCAAAAUGUAAGCUAGCCAGGGACUUAAAGGAGGCCUACGACAGCCUCUGUACAACAGGUGUGGUACGAUUACAUAUCAACAACUGGCUGGAGGUCAGCUUCUGCUUGCCUCAUAAGAUCCACAGGGUUGGUGGGAACUACAUCCCCCCAGAGGCACUAGAGCGCUGUCUGAAGGCCAUAAGGCCCUAUCAUGCCCUGCUGCUGCUAGAAAGUGAGAAGGCGCUGUUGGAUCAACUUCCUCUUGACUGCUCUCCUGCAAUGGUGCGCCUGAUAAAGACCUGCUCAGCAGUGAAAAACCUGCAGCAGCUUGCCCAGGACACUGACCUGGCCUUACUUCAGAUCUUCCAAAUUGCUGCUCACUUGGUUUACUGGGGCAAGGCGAUCAUCAUCUUUCCUCUUUGUGAGAAUAACGUCUACAUGCUGUCUCCUCAUGCCAACAUCUCUCUAUACUCCGCUUUGGCUAAGCAAUUUGCUCAGCAGUUUUCUGGCCAUGAUCUGCCCUCUGUGUUGGCCAAGUUCUCUCUACCGGUCUCAUUGGCCGAAUUCAGAAACCCGCUGGAAGCCCCUGCACAGGAGGCCCAGCUCAUCCAGAUGGUGGUGUGGAUGCUCCAGCGCCGCCUGCUCAUCCAGUUGCACACUUAUGUUUGCCUUUUAAUACCACCCACUGAAGAUGAGCCUACACCCAAGGUUGAAGAACUUCCACUGGCUGCGCGGGUUGGAGGCCGCAGUCUCAGCACCCCGAGCGCUCUCAGUUUUGGUUCUCCAACCAGCAGUGACGACAUGACCCUAACCAGUCCCAGUAUGGAGAAUUCCAGCGCUGAGCUUCUGCCUGGUGGAGACUCUCCUUUGAAUAAAAGGAUGACAGAAACACUCCUGGCAAGCCUGUCGGAGCAUGAGAGGCAGGUUAUACUGAACAUCCCGGCUGCGCAAAAUCCAGAGGAUCUGCGGAGUUUUGCCAGGCUGCUGCACUAUUUUCGGGGACAUCACCACCUGGAAGAAAUCAUGUAUAACGAGAACAUGAGGCGAUCGCAGCUCAAGACGCUGUUCGACAAGUUCCGCAGUGUCCUCAUUGUGACGAACCACGAAGAUCCUAUUAUUUCUAUCUUUCAGUCUCCCAUGGAGUACACAGCAUGACUGCCCACAUACUGAUUCAUCUGCAACAUGCUCAGGACCAAGGAGGCUCUGCGGAUGACUGACAUGACGGCAUUAGUGUGUGAAAAGUUACAAAAUACAGAGUAUUUUUUAUCUUUGAGCCAAACCUUUGUUUACAGUAUUAAAUAAUUUUAUACAUGCCAGACAUGCCUUAUGGAUUCACUGUGAAAAGGGGAAGCACUGGUGCACUGGGAGUCUGACACAAUUGUCCGUGCCGGCUUCAGAAGUGCACAUCAAGCACUUAUCGUUCCAGGCCUCCAGCUACCUCUCUUUAGGCAUCCCAAAGGUGGAGAUGGGAACACUGCAGAGCAAAAAAGAUGAAGAGUCUUAACAGCAAGCAGCUUCUUUUUGCACAGGCUCGGGUUGGAUGGAAAGGGGCUUUCACAAAAUCUGUAAAAAUCACUGAGAGGAACAUUUCUCCUGGCUGAAUGCAUAUUGGAAAGCAGGUGGAAUUAUAUGAGACAGACUACUGUAUGUAUGAUUUUUUUUUAAAAUAAACUCAGUCAAUUACCUUACUGUA
This is a messenger RNA of Gambusia affinis (western mosquitofish), 2601 nucleotides long. It is a transcript of the gene nprl3, whose product is annotated as NPR3-like, GATOR1 complex subunit. Gene Ontology annotation, cellular component: GATOR1 complex. The transcript has 14 exons. Lineage: Eukaryota; Metazoa; Chordata; Actinopteri; Cyprinodontiformes; Poeciliidae. Gene Ontology annotation, biological process: positive regulation of autophagy; cellular response to amino acid starvation; TORC1 signaling. The record is from RefSeq and is a predicted model, not a curated record. Bases 228 to 2063 code for a protein of 611 amino acids.